CAUCCCGCGUUCGCCUAAAAUUGCCAAAUCAGAGAAGACCGAACACCUCCGUCUCCACAGGGACAGAUUCAUGGCAGACAUUACUUGGGGCACCACCUGCAUACUCAUUCUCUUCUUUGAAGUUCUCCCCGUAGACGUCCACACCGGGGGACAUUACAUAGCUGCUGUGUAUGAACAUCAUGUCAUCUUGAAUCCCAAUCCAACCAUAGUUACUGACCGACAGUCUGCUUUAGAGCUGAUGAACAGAAACCUAGAUAUUUAUGAGCAGCAAGUGAUCCUUGCUGCUAAACAGGGAGCAAAAAUCAUUGUUUUUCCUGAAGAUGGAGUUCAAGGCUUCAAUUUCACCAGGACAUCCAUUUAUCCUUACUUGGAUUUAAUUCCUGAUCCUGAUUCUCUGACUUGGAAUCCAUGCAAAGAAAGAUACUUGUUCAAGGACACUGAGGUUCUUCAUCGACUUAGCUGUCUGGCACAGAAGAACAAAGUGUUUAUUGUGGCCAACAUAGGAACUAAGCAGCCCUGCAAGCACAGUGAUUCCAAGUGCCCACCAGAUGGAAGGCAAAUUUGGACUCUUCACUUGCUUUGAUAUCCUGUUCUAUGAACCAGCUGUGAGCCUGAUCAAGAAAUACAAUGUGAAACAGAUUGCAUAUCCUACUGCAUGGAU
Messenger RNA from Gekko japonicus, 661 nucleotides. RefSeq names its product biotinidase (gene BTD). Bases 71 to 583 code for a protein of 170 amino acids. NCBI's taxonomy places the organism in Eukaryota, Metazoa, Chordata, Lepidosauria, Squamata, Gekkonidae. The transcript has 5 exons. The record is from RefSeq and is a predicted model, not a curated record.